Molecule: messenger RNA, 2703 nt
Organism: Jaculus jaculus (lesser Egyptian jerboa)
Lineage: Eukaryota; Metazoa; Chordata; Mammalia; Rodentia; Dipodidae
Gene: Zcchc7
Product: zinc finger CCHC-type containing 7
Exons: 10
Coding region: 213-1841 (542 amino acids)
Molecular function (GO): zinc ion binding; nucleic acid binding
Source: RefSeq, a predicted model, not a curated record
CCCGGAAGUGCCUUCCCUCCUCUCGGGUUCGUGCGGACGCGGCCUCCUUACCUCAUUUGUCCUCGCCCCUCCCCGUUCCUCUACGCGCUGAGGUUCCUGGUUGGUGCUUCCUGGUCGCAGCCGCGGCAGUUGCUUUGUCGUGGUUCCCAAGCUUCUAUUUCAACCAGAAGUCAACACUUCUUUGUUUAAACAUUGAUAUCCCAGUUUCCAUAAUGUUUGGUGGUUAUGAGACCAUAGAAGCAUAUGAAGAUGACCUUUAUCGAGAAGAGUCGUCUAGUGAGCUGAGUGUUGAUAGUGAGGUGGAAUUCCAGCUCUAUAGCCAAGUCCAUUAUUCCCAGGAUCUUGGUAAUGACAUCAGGGAGGAAGAACAUGGAGAAAAAAACUGUGGAGAUUCUGAAACGUCAAGUAGUGAUAAACCAAAUCAGAACUUAAUUGUCCUGUCAGAUAGUGAGGUCAUUCAACUAUCAGAUGGGUCAGAGGUCAUCACCGUGUCUGAUGAAGAUAGUAUUUAUAGAUGUAAAAGAAAAAAUACUAAACUCCAAGCACAAGCAAAGACCAAAGGUCCUCCUGCUUCUUCUCAUUCUAAUGAAUUGGCUAAGAAAUGCAAAGGGGAUAACGAGAAGCCUGAACCUGAGGAAAGGUCAAGUGUGAUCCGAGAAGUCAUGAUUAUAGAGGUCAGUUCAAGUGAAGAGGAAGAGAGCACCGUUUCUGAAAGUGAAAACGUGGAAAGUUGGAUGCUGCUGGGAUGUGAGGUAGAUGACAAAGAUGAUGAUAUCCUCCUCAACCUCGUGGGAUGUGAGCACUCUGCCACUGAAGGAGAAGGUGAUGUAAACUGGUUCAUCAGUGACAAAGACAUAGAGGCCAAGAUAGGUAAUAACAGACCAUCUGGAAGAUGGACCCACCGAUAUUAUUCAGCCAACAAAAACGUCACCUGUAGAAAUUGUAACAAAUGUGGCCAUUUGUCAAAAAACUGCCCUUUACCACAAAAAGUCCGCCCUUGCUGCCUCUGCUCAGAGAGAGGACAUCUCCAGUACGCCUGUCCAGCCCGCUUCUGCUUAGACUGUUCUUUACCCAUGUCUUCUGCUCACAGAUGUCUUGAGAGAUCUUCUUGGAGAAGACGAUGUGACCGAUGUGAUAUGAUAGGCCACUAUGCUGAUACUUGCCCAGAAAUCUGGAGGCAGUAUCACCUAACGACUAAACCUGGACCACCCAAAAAACCAAAGACCCCUUCUGGACAAUCAGCAUUAGUGUAUUGCUACAACUGUGCACAAAAAGGCCAUUAUGGACAUGAAUGUACAGAGAGACGAAUGUUUAACCAGACAUUUCCAACAUCUCCAUUCAUCUACUUCUAUGAUGACAAAUAUGAAAUCCAGGAGAGAGAAUGGAGAAUAAAACGAAAAGUAAAAGAACUCCAGAAAAAUGGAGAUUUUUCAAGGCCAUUCAAGAGACCUCAUAUAGAAGCAUCAGCUAAGAGGCACCGCCAUGACAUGAAGAAGAGCCACGGCUCGAGGAGAAGCAGCAGGCGGUCUCAGGCGGACAGAGCAGCCCCGAGAGAACCGCACGGGUGUGGAGAGGGCAAGAAGCUCUGCAGCGCCGACAGGCACCGAGAAGCGGAUAGAGACUUUCCUAGGGGCGCUAAAGCCCAGUCUUCGGGCAGUGUAAAAGCCCAGAAACCCUCCAAGUCCUUUCACCGCUCAGCGCAUUACCACAAGCUUCGAGAAGAAAAGCUUGCUAGAGAGGGCAAGCGAAGCAAGGAGAAGAAAAAGGAGAGGCACGUGGAAGAUGAUGACAAUGACAACCUAUUUCUUAUUAAGCAGAGGAAAAAAAAAUCCAAGCUGUGAGACACUUCUGGUCAGCCUUCCAGUGCUCGUUGGGGCUCUAUACCAAGAGCAUCUAGCAGCGUGCUUAUUUUCUGUGAUCUGACGAAGGGAAGUUUUUGGUUGUGAUCGCUUCAUUUCAGCAGUACCUAAAGUUGCUGAACAAAGGCCCAGAAACCUCAGUUCUUUGUGUUCAACGGGUGUUUAUUAGGUAGGAAAACAAGAAGACAAGAGUUGGUCUGCAGGUCCAGUAUCAGUUUUACUAGGUAUAGGACAAAUAAAUCAUUACAAGAAAAAAUUUUACACUUCGAAAAAUAUGAAAAGAUCAUCAAAUGUAAUUAUUUGCAACGUGAAUGUAAAAAUUAAAAUCUUGUAGGACAAGAAAUUAUUACUAAUAAGAAAAAAUUCACUCAUUCUUAGCAUUCUUUUAAAAGAAACAUAUACACAAGCAUUAGAAAGAACAAUGAAAAUCCAAAUCCAGUUUUCUUGCUUCUGAAGCUGAUGUCAGAAUCUUUCUUUAGGCAGAAUAUCAGGGGCUGAUGGUGAGAAUGAAGGUGUCAUCAAAACUGAGACAAGGAAUGAGGCAAUAGCAAGAUAGAGAUAAGAAAUCUGUCCAGUACAAGACAGAGCUCUUGAGAGAAGUGAGAGAGUUAUGAACAUGAAAAUACCACAGUGAACCAGUUUAGACCAUUUCACAGCCACUUUUCAAGAAUACUGUCUUAUCACUUUAGAGGUAGAGGUAAAUAUUAUCCAACUUAAUUGGUUUGUUUUCAUGGAUUUUUUUAACUACCACAAAACUAUUCAGAAUUUUUUUGUACUUGUGAAUCUUUUGUACUUACCAAAGCUUAAUGUUAGAAUAAGACAAAAUAAAAUGCUGGAAACAAGA